This is a messenger RNA of Penicillium antarcticum, 270 nucleotides long. RefSeq lists its product as uncharacterized. The transcript has a single exon. The record is from RefSeq and is a predicted model, not a curated record. Bases 1 to 270 code for a protein of 89 amino acids. Lineage: Eukaryota; Fungi; Ascomycota; Eurotiomycetes; Eurotiales; Aspergillaceae.
AUGCCGAUCGACACAUCCUCUCAAGACAAAGGCGUCACAGGCGCAGCCAAAUUCGUCACCUCCACAUUUGGAAACACAGUCGGUGGAGUUACCCGCACGCUGGGUGGAGUGACUGGCACUGCAGGCCGCGGUAUUGGGGAUACCAUCACCAGCGCGACAGGAAGUACUGGCGAGCCCGUUGGGAAUAUGCUUGGCAGUGCGACUACUGGGCUUGAGGAUGGUGCCAAGCAGGUUGCUAAGGGGGUUGAAGAUGCUGGGAAAUGGAAAUAA